UGAUAGCCAAAACUAUAUUCAGUCUUGCACAGCAACGCGUUCCGAACGCUUCAAACAUAAUAUUAAAUAUUAUCUGAGAUUCUCAAAGAAUCGAUCUGAACAUGAUUCCACAAAAUAACCAUGAAUUUGUCAUUGUGCGGUUAUCCUUUGUGCCUUAUAUACAUCCUCACUAUCCGCGCAUCAGUUAUCAAUUGAGAAAGUAUCCACCAAGCGGAUCUAUUGUACCAGUGCGAGAUUGGUUUGAGCAUGUGAUGAUGCGGGAGCGUUCGAAUCUGCCUUCUGAAAGCCAUAUACGUUUCUGCGAGUGGCGCAUUCUGACUGGCCAAUUGGAGCUUUUCAACAUUAAUGGCUAUCGUUAUGACAAGAUAAUGCUAAUCCUGGGCGAGGAUAGUGUCUCUUGGGUUUACUAUCAAUGUUUGCCUAUACAUCCUAGGAUUGAGGGUAGCGCCAAAAUUCCCAUUAGCUAUUGCAGCUGCUGCCUGGAGAAUCAGUAUUUAACUAUAAUGGAUAAAAUUAAGGAAAUUGUGUUGGGUUAUGCAAAUGAAUGAAUGAAAUAAACACCAAAUCAACAAUUAGAAGUUUUCUAUAUUAGAUUAGAAGAUGAUUUUUCAAGCUGGGAGCAAUUAUUUAAUUGAUCG
Drosophila willistoni is the source of this 638-nucleotide messenger RNA. RefSeq lists its product as uncharacterized. Bases 102 to 548 code for a protein of 148 amino acids. Lineage: Eukaryota; Metazoa; Arthropoda; Insecta; Diptera; Drosophilidae. The transcript is spliced from 2 exons. The record is from RefSeq and is a predicted model, not a curated record.